This is a messenger RNA of Athalia rosae (coleseed sawfly), 6485 nucleotides long. RefSeq lists its product as uncharacterized. Gene Ontology annotation, cellular component: cell surface; postsynaptic membrane; synapse. The coding region runs from base 1239 to 6179 and encodes 1646 amino acids. Gene Ontology annotation, biological process: modulation of chemical synaptic transmission; synaptic vesicle endocytosis; chemical synaptic transmission. The record is from RefSeq and is a predicted model, not a curated record. The transcript is spliced from 12 exons. Lineage: Eukaryota; Metazoa; Arthropoda; Insecta; Hymenoptera; Athaliidae. Gene Ontology annotation, molecular function: signaling receptor activity; neurexin family protein binding.
ACUCCACUCCGCAGUUUGGAAGACGUUCUCCGAUACGCCGAAAGUUCGUUUCGGUAGAUCUGAAAAAGGACUUAAUAUUCGUCCGAGGUGUUUGAUAAAUUAAAAAAUCGCUAUAACGGAUUAUAACUGCUUGUCAACGAUGAUCGUCUCGCGUGUGAAAAUGUGGCCGGUGUACAAAUCGUACGACGAACGUAAAAACCCGGUAACUUCGUCCGAGUCGCAUCGAGUUUACUGACAGUGGCGGCGUCUGUUUCUUUUCUUCCUUUUUUCGCUCGUUAUCGAGAGUUUUUAUUUGUUUGUUUGUUUUUUUUUUUUUCUUCUUCUCUUCAAUUUUUCCGCGGGCUGUCAACGCUUGUCGGUCGGGUGCAAAAUUUGAACUUAGCGCGAGUUUGAAUUUGCGUAAUGAUCGCUAUCAAAAGUCUAACUCGAGUUGGCUGGAGGGGCAGGAUCAGUGAUUGAAAUCUUCCGUCUACUGUUCGCGACAGAUGUGCUUGCGAUAUGACGACCAUCAACUAUCGUUGAAUAAAGUCGACGUUGAGAGAGAUAUAUAAAAUGAGAUAAGAAGACAACGGAACUACGACGACACGUGCGAUUAUCGCCGAUUGUUUCAAACCCACGGUACGAUGAUGGAGAAAAAAAAUUCUUCAAACAGAUCAUCGUCGAAGAUCUCAACAUUUGUUUGAUGAAAAAGCGAAAUAGUGAGAUCCACCGGGUUACACGGUAGACCCAAGCCUUUGGUGCGUUCACCCUUGUUUGUGCGUCUAAGAAUAUCUAACCAUCACGGGACCGUCUUAAAAGCGUUCGUUUCUUUUUAUUGUCAGUUUUUUCUUUUUUCUAUUUUUUGUUCUUCACGUUAAUCUUAUUAUAUUUUUUACUCACCGAACUGUGAGCGGCGAUCUAAAAACAUGGUAACCGAUAGCGGGUUCGUUAACCAAGAAUCUUGAGGAUGCGGAUUAGAGGAUUUCGGUUUAAAAAAAUUCACGAGAGAAUGUGUGAAAUUCUAACGAAAAUGUGACUUGUUCAAGUGCCAAUUGUGUCAAAACAUAAAAUUAAUAUGGUGGUUUCAGUUUGACAGUGAUAUUUUCGGGCCUAAGAAUAAAUCGCAAUCAAGCCCCGCUGUGAGAAAAAAAACAACAAAAAAAAACAAAAAAAAUAAAAGAAUCCGCCGCUGACGAGGAACGGAAUAUAGAGGGAAAAAAGAACACGGAGAGAAUCUGUGAAUUUUCAGUUUGAAACAAAUGUCCAAGAUGUUGAGGCUCGAGUUAGUAGGUCUUGUCCUUUUGGCAUGUACCCAAAUACUAACGGAGCAUCGAGACUUUCAUAACUUUCAAAAUCAAUACGGCCACCAAAGCCGGCACUAUGAUUCUUACGAGGAUCAAAAAAUGACGCGAGAAGUGCGCGUUACUCAGGGGAGACUUCGCGGCUUCGUCGUGCAGUCGAGAAGACACCAAAAUUUACAGCCGGUCGACGUUUUUUUAGGGAUUCCUUACGCGGCGCCGCCCUUGGCUAGCCUGAGAUUCACCCCCCCACAGUCCCCGAGACCUUGGAGCGGGGUUCGUCAUUCGAAUUCAUUCGCUCCCGUCUGUCCUCAAGUACUUCCGGAUCUCCACAUGGAAGUAACACCGGGUCGUUACGAGUAUCUCAAGAGGCUGCUUCCGUACCUGAGAAACCAGAGCGAGGACUGCCUCUAUCUCAACAUAUACGCACCCCAUCAAUCGGAAGGUCAGCGUGGACUGCGGAGAUUUCCGGUGAUGGUGUUCAUCCACGGUGAGAGUUUUGAGUGGAACAGUGGAAACCCGUACGACGGAAGUAUGCUGGCCAGCUACGGAGACGUCGUUUUUGUCACGAUAAAUUUCCGGUUGGGUAUCUUAGGUUUUCUCAGGCCUGGAACGAGCGACAACACAUCCAGCAAUUUCGGACUUCUCGAUCAAGUGGCGGCUCUUUUAUGGCUGAAAGAAAAUAUCGCCGUUUUUGGUGGCGAUCCGAACAGUGUGACGUUGGUCGGCCACGGUACCGGCGCGAUAUUCGCCAACCUAUUGCUCAUAAGUCCCGUGGCUAGCAGAGGUGCUGGAUUAUUCAAACGCGGUAUUCUGAUGUCUGGAUCGGCACUGAGCGCAAACGCCAUUGGAAAAGCACCUCUACAGGUCACAAAACAGGUCGCGCACGCUCUGAAUUGCCCGACAGGUAGCGACAAAGACUUGGCAAAUUGCUUGCAGAAUCGACCCCUCGAUUCCCUCUUGGACGUACGGAUUGAUAAGCCUCCACACGUUCCGGCUUACGCCCCGCUGACAGACGGCGCGGUCGUACCGAAGAACCCCUGGGACUUGAUGAAAAGCACCGAGAUAUUUGGCAGGUACGAUUUGAUGUACGGUGUUACGGAAUCGGAAAAAUUUCACGAAUUACCACCAGUUGCCUUGUUGCACGGCUUACUGGACCACGAGAGGGACAAGUUUCUGCGAGAUCACGUGAAGGCGACACACGAACUUGAACCGGAAAUGGUAUUGUCGAAACUCCUCGAGCACUACGGUGGUUAUUCGAGUACAUUUACGAACGAGUUCGCGUUGAAAAAUCGCGAAAUCGUGCUCCAGGCGUUGUCCGACAGCGGAACAGUCGCACCCCUCUUGUUGACUGGAAAAAUGCACGCCAGAGUGAACCCGAAGAGCUACAUGUACGUUUUCUCUCACCCGAGGGCGAUGCAGGACUAUUACGGACAGCAGCAGCACCAGCACACGGUCCACGGGGAGGAGUUGGCCUAUAUCCUCGGAAUUCCGGUGGGCGGAGGAAAGUACCAUUUACAAGACAGAUAUAACAUCGGUGAGGCAUUGUUCUCAGAGGCGAUGAUGACCUGGUGGUGUAACUUUGCACAUACAGGGAAUCCCAACGCCCCAAGAAGAUCAACAUUCCUGACCGAUGGACCAAAGGAGUGGUUGCAGUACGAGCUCGACUGGCCGGAAUACGACCCUGAAAACCAGACGUACUUCAACCUCACAAUUCCACCGGAAGUUGGCUCGCGGUACAGAGAAGCGGAGAUGAAAUUCUGGAAUGAAGAUUUACCAGAGCUCAUCAGACGUCCGAUCGUUGAACCUACUCUGGUGCAAGCGACGCAUAAACCAUUGCGGAAUAGGCCUGCAAUUUUGGACAUUGCGGACGGCAUAACGGAAUACCCUGGCCAAAGCAGACCGGGUAUGGAGUACGGGUUUGCCGAGACGCACCGAGAGGGUGAAAUGAUGAUAGGAUCAACGGGAACAAUGACCAAAGAUGGGUCGAAAUUACACCACGGAGUGGUACUGCCCGACGGAGUGGCGUUGGACAGUACCGUGGACGUUGGAGAUGUUUCAACGACGCCGGAAUCCAGUACGAUUAAAAAUUCAUCCGCGUUAUCGUUGGUCAUCGGUUUCGGCGUUGUAUUUCUGCUGAUCAAUCUGAUGGCGUUUUUCUAUCUGUAUCACAAACGUCACAAUUUGAAGACCAAAGAGAAGAGCCUCAAGAGACGUCUCAGUCAAAAGGACGACGGAUCGAAACGUUCUAAAAUGGACAAACAGACAGCGGAGAAGAAUCUAGAACUGGGUAAUAAACACGACAGUAGACCCGACCUUAACGAGGUACUCAAAAACGACAAAGCCUACGACAACAAUUCGAAUUUCGGACGGCGUUCGAAACUAUCGAGGCAAAAUUCAACCUCCACCAUCGACACUCACAUCAAAGUCAGAGAGUGGAUUCAGCAGGAAAUUGUCCACAGAUGUUCACCGAGGUUUCUCCGUAAGACGCGAGAAACCUUGCAAAAGGAGCAUCAAGAUAAGUUGAGUAAACAGCAGGAGGAAGAAAGGAGAAAAUUGCAGCUUGAGAAAUUGAUGAGUAGAAAAGAGGAACCGAUCUACGAAGAAAAUCCGACCAUCGUCGUUCGUCCUGGUAAAAAGUUGAAGACGUCCAGAGUUCCGAAGGUAUCGGUGGCCAUAGAUGCGACUCCAGCUACCAGAACUGAGUCGGUAUUAAAUCAAAUACCAAUCGAAUUGGCCCAAGGCGAAAAGGAACCGUUCGCGAAUCGAUCCGACGGAGUUCAAUCGGAGACGCCAGAUUCGAGCUCGAUACUGACCACUCCACAGGUUGUCAUAAUCGAACAUCAUCACUCGAAAAGCGACCCCAUUCCCAUGAUCAGCGCGAUUUACAAGCAUCCGAAGAUCAGCGAAUCCGAAUCCGGCAGUGUGAACAGUUUGUACGCGAGAGCGAACCCGAAAUUGAAAUCCAGGUUGCCGAGAAUAGGAUCGCCCCAAAGUUCCGAGGAACUGACCACCGCGACGUCGAGUUCUAAAAAUACCGGAAGUGACAACCUGUACGAUCAGGUAUCUCCUGAGGACAUAUACGGACAAACAACGGCUCCGAAAUUCACGACAUUUGGGAGCCAGACGAAAGGUGACGACAUAAACGUCACUUGUCGCGAACCCACGGAAGAAAGAGAUUCCAUCAGUCCCGAGGAAGCUCUGAAAACUAUAAAACGUCGGAAAUAUCCGAAGGUCCUACCGGACAUUGAGAAGAGAAGGUCACUUCCGGUGCCGAAUAGCCUAUUCAUCCCGAAACAGCACGGGAACUCGCUGAAAGACCACAAGAAUAAUUCACAGCCGAAUUCACCCGUCGGUCAAAUUCUGCCGCCGCUUCCUCCGCCCCGAGUUUUCGGUACUUCGAAAAGCUUGGAUCUCGCGGAAGAGGAAUCAUCGUCUCAGCAAGAAGCCGAGCCGAUAACGACCAAUCUUCACGUGGGUCCGCUUCUCAAACGUCAGGAUUCAACAGCCAGAAACAACUCGGAUCCAAAUUUACUCGAGACGUUGAAACGCAAGGAGAGUCACGGAACGGACAAUGCGAAGAUGAAUCAAUCUCAAAGUUCCGGAAAUAUCAGCGCCAAUAUUUUGGGGAGCGCGAAAGGGGAUUCUUCGCAAUUAUCAGCACCGAGUUUGAACGAGGCGGCGAGUUCAGCGGCUGGAAGCGUAAGGGGGCCGGUCAGGAUCGUGGGUAAUCCGAACUGGUACAGAUCAAAGGAUUCUUUGAGUGCAUCUCGACCACACAAGAUUCCCGCAGGAUCAAAUGUUGCGGGACCGGACGUUAGCAUAGGUAAUCCAAAUUGGUACAAGCCGCUGGUAACGGCCGCGUGCAGCCGCAGCGAUGGCGAUAUUUCACCAACGGUUAUCACGAUUCCACCUGUCAGCGAGACACAAACGGCGAUAACAACAAGGGAAACUAACGCCGGUAAACCUUUCACGUUCCUGGGGGAUGGUAAUUUGAAGCAAAACUCCGCCAACUCGGUUAACAGCGGUGAAACUUUAACAAACCCCUACCAGCAACAACAAAAUUGGGAACCGAAAGGACCCGCGGAGCCGAAGAUCGUUAUCACACCUAGGGUGGGCAACCUCCUGGGACAAUCGGGGCAAAGCUUGAGCCACAAUUUGUCAAAUAUCGCGGGGGGUUCCGGUCGAAAGCUCAUAGACGAAGGUCACAAGGCGUCGGUAUCGCCUAUGGCGAAUUUUCAGUCACUCGCCGCGCAAGAUUUUAAUCCGUCGGCGGCAUUUCCGGUAUCGGAACAAAGGACGAUAGCGGUGGUUCCGAAGGACGAAGUAAGGGAACCGAAGAUAAUCAUAACACCAAAUAAUUCGGGUAACGUAGUCGCGAAUUUGAAGCAACCAAAGAUAAUAAUAAAGCCGUCGACGAACCCUCAGAAGUCGAUCAGAGAGAACAAAAAUAUUCCGAAAGUAUCGGCGAUACCGUCGCCCGAGUGUCAGAACCUUCGAAAUACGGAACAGCAGCAAACGUCGCAUCAGGACAAAAAGAUAAUCGAUCUCGUCAAAGAUCAGACGGCGGCAGCGGCCGUACCAACGACGGAAAAACCGCUGUUGAAAGAGAAGCCAAACGUCACGAGAAUACCUUCGUUUUCGAAGAGGAAUAAAAACGAUCAGCCGUUCAAACUUGAGAAAUCGUGGAGCCCGGCUUAUCCCGAAAAAGCGGAAAUCGUACAAAAGGUGGACGCUGUUCCAAUUAACAAAGUCACCGAAGUACCUCUCACACCCACUAUGGACCGAAAGACCGGGAUCCCGAUGUUCGCUAAAAAAAAUAGCGAGAAAUCAUCGAGUACCGAUUCGUCGAAUAGCACAACGAAUUCCAAUACCGGCACUAUAAAAAAACAACCCAAGUAAAAACGAUGGUGGAAAAAUAGUGAAAAAAAAAAGCAUCGCGUAAAAACUGUCCGACGUGCGUUAUUUUUUUCAUAAUUACCACUGUCUAAAAGUCGUUAGGAUCAAUAUUUCCAUUGAUGAACCUACAACGAUCGAUAUCGCACGACCCAAAAGUUAGGGUUGCUUCAGAAAAUAUUUUAAGUGCAGUCACGUUAUUACGUACGUUAGUAUUUAGUUAUAACUGGUCUACAUAUUUAUUUGUCAACGUUUUUUCUACGCGUUUUAACUUGUAAUACGAUUAGAGAAAUGAAUAAAACUUUUUCCAGA